Jatropha curcas is the source of this 2094-nucleotide messenger RNA. RefSeq lists its product as uncharacterized. Gene Ontology annotation, molecular function: protein phosphatase regulator activity; protein binding. The record is from RefSeq and is a predicted model, not a curated record. NCBI's taxonomy places the organism in Eukaryota, Viridiplantae, Streptophyta, Magnoliopsida, Malpighiales, Euphorbiaceae. Gene Ontology annotation, biological process: protein dephosphorylation. Gene Ontology annotation, cellular component: cytosol; nucleus; cytoplasm.
CUCUCUCUCUCUCUCUCUCUCUCCAUUUCUAAGUUUCAAAGAUCUAGAGGGGAAAAAAUGGCAACAAUUGAUGAGCCUUUAUACCCAAUUGCGGUUCUAAUCGAUGAGCUCAAAAACGAGGACAUUCAGCUUCGAUUGAACUCGAUUCGUAGGCUUUCUACAAUUGCUCGUGCACUUGGAGAGGAGAGGACGAGAAAGGAAUUGAUUCCUUUCUUAAGUGAAAACAAUGAUGAUGAUGAUGAAGUGCUUCUUGCAAUGGCGGAAGAAUUGGGGGUUUUUAUUCCUUAUGUUGGUGGUGUAGAGUUUGCUAAUGUAUUGCUUCCACCGCUUGAGACUUUGUGCACUGUUGAAGAAACUUGUGUGAGAGAUAAAGCUGUUGAAUCAUUGUAUAGAAUUGGGGCUCAGAUGAGGGAACAGGAUGUGGUUGAGUAUUUUAUACCGCUUGUCAAGAGACUGGCUGCUGGUGAAUGGUUUACAGCUCGAGUUUCUUCUUGUGGAUUGUUUCAUAUAGCAUACCCAAGUGCUCCCGAGACUUUGAAGACUGAACUACGAACAAUGUACAGUCAGCUAUGUCAAGAUGACAUGCCUAUGGUUCGAAGAUCAGCUGCUACAAACUUAGGAAAGUUUGCUGCUACUGUUGAGCCUCCACAUUUAAAGACUGACAUCAUGACAAUAUUUGAGGAUUUGACACAAGAUGAUCAAGAUUCUGUCCGAUUAUUGGCUGUUGAGGGUUGUGCGGCGCUCGGGAAGUUGCUGGAAUCCCAAGAUUGUGUGGCACAUAUUCUUCCUGUCAUAGUUAAUUUCUCACAGGAUAAAUCUUGGCGUGUUCGUUACAUGGUUGCUAACCAAUUAUAUGAGCUAUGUGAAGCUGUUGGUCCUGAGCCUACCAGGUCCGAUCUAGUUCCUGCAUAUGUUCGGCUACUUUGUGAUAAUGAAGCUGAAGUGCGUAUUGCCGCUGCUGGCAAAGUAACUAAAUUUUGCCGGAUUUUGAGUCCAGAACUUGCAAUCCAACGUAUCCUUCCUUGUGUGAAGGAAUUGUCCACAGAUUCAUCCCAACAUGUUCGUUCUGCUUUAGCUUCUGUGAUAAUGGGAAUGGCACCAGUUUUGGGAAAAGAUGCAACAAUAGAGCAACUGCUGCCCAUUUUUCUCUCUCUUUUGAAAGAUGAAUUUCCUGAUGUUCGCCUCAAUAUUAUUAGCAAGCUUGACCAAGUCAAUCAGGUAAUUGGCAUUGAUUUGCUCUCCCAGUCGCUGUUGCCAGCAAUUGUUGAGCUUGCAGAGGAUAGACACUGGAGGGUCCGACUUGCAAUAAUAGAGUACAUACCUUUAUUGGCCAGUCAGUUGGGUGUAGGAUUUUUUGAUGAUAAGCUUGGUGCUCUUUGCAUGCAGUGGUUAAAAGAUAAGGUUUACUCAAUUCGUGAUGCAGCUGCCAAUAAUGUGAAGCGCCUUGCAGAAGAAUUUGGUCCUGAUUGGGCAAUGCAGCACAUUGUUCCUCAGGUUUUGGACAUGAUUAACAAUCCACACUAUCUGUAUCGAAUGACCAUCCUUCAUGCAGUUUCUCUUCUUGCUCCUGUUAUGGGCUCAGAAAUUACCUGUUCAACUCUUCUUCCUGUUGUCGUCAAUGCAUCAAAAGAUAGGGUACCUAACAUCAAAUUCAAUGUGGCCAAGGUGUUGCAGUCACUUGUUCCUAUAGUUGAUCAGUCUGUAGUGGAGAAGACGAUUCGUCCAUGUUUGGUUGAGCUAAGCGAGGACCCAGACGUUGAUGUCAGAUUCUUUGCUACCCAAGCACUGCAGUCAAGUGAUCAGGUCAUGAUGUCUACCUAGAUUGAAUGUUGUAAUUAGGAAUUCUUUUCCAUAUUCCCAUUUUUCACCUUUUCCCAAUUCAGUUGAAUCAUCUUACUGAUAUAUAUGUAAUAUCUGACAUGAGGUGCUAAGGUUUCUUUCUGAGACGAUCUUUUCCCUUAGACACUGCCUAUUUUUGUAGAAAGUUUCUUCAAACAUAUCACCAGUUAGCUUGUAUUCUGUCAUGCUAAUGCCAUUUCAUGUUUUUCAAUCUUGCUAUUAACAAGUUGGAUUCCUGGGAGGAAUUAGAAUUUU